This is a messenger RNA of Ceratitis capitata (Mediterranean fruit fly), 1919 nucleotides long. RefSeq lists its product as hypothetical. The transcript has 6 exons. The record is from RefSeq and is a predicted model, not a curated record. The coding region runs from base 222 to 1406 and encodes 394 amino acids. NCBI's taxonomy places the organism in Eukaryota, Metazoa, Arthropoda, Insecta, Diptera, Tephritidae.
UCAGAGAUUGGUGAAUAGUAAAAAAAUCGUAGUAAAAGAAAAAUAUCGUGAUUGGUUGCCGAAAUUGCCUUCUGCGGCUAAAAUGAUUUCAUUUAGCAUAAAUAAAUUGUAUAUAUUAUUAAAAAUGUAAAGCGUUAAGAACUUGUGAAAACUAACAAGAGGCAACCGAAGUGAUUUCUUGAUAUAAAAAGGGGUGGAAGAGCAAAGCAGCAUAAGCAAACAUGACAUCUAUAUUGGAUAUGAAGUCCGGUCCGCCCGAUUAUUGGGCGGAUAUUUACAACUUCUUUUUGCCGCUUAAAUACUUCAUAAUCAACGAACGCUUCGAUGCAUUAAUGCAGCAUGUGGACUUGAAUUAUUUGCUAAACGCCUUGUUUUGGAUAUUUCUCGCUUUCGCCGUAGGUUUUAUUGGAUUCUAUAAAAUAUUUGAGGUUUUCCUAAAAACAUCCAAUAUAAAGUUCUACAAGCGCAAGCAAUUUGCACGCUCUGUUUGGAAUAUCUCAUUUUAUGCCGCUUGCACGCUCUUCUUAUAUUUCUACAAUGAAUUCAUGUUAUUGCCGCAAUUGUCGAAGAACCAAGGACGCUAUUCAUUAUUUUAUUCGUCGGAGAAUAUGAUUUUUUAUAAAUCACAACAAUGUGAAAAAUUUCAAUUCUAUUCACUCUUCAUAAUAACAUUUUAUCUACAUAAUGCUAUUUUGGAUUUCAAGGAGUCUGAUUAUCUAGAGGCUUGUUCAAAGACGCUUUAUCUACUGGCCUUAGUGGCAAUUGAUGUGUAUAAAUACGAAAACUAUUUCGUUGGUUUGAAUCUCAGCUUAGGAGUCUACAAUAUACUUACGGAAUCACUUUUCCUGCUUGCUUUGAUCAAUUCGAAGGGCAGCCGCUUGUUGUUUCAAGUAUUUUUGGGUCUACGCAUAGCCUCGUGGUAUGUACAUAUGCAGAUGUUAGGCAGGUCUCACGUUUUCAUCAGUUUAAUACCAUUUAAAUAUUUAGUUCCUACGCUAUUUGCCAAAAAUUUUAAAAUAAUGUUAAAUGUUGCUAUUUGGCUGUGGUACGGUCUAUCCAUUUGGAAUUCGCCGGUACUACAGUAUUUCUAUCAUCAAAUAUAUCACUCUUCACCGCUUGAUUGUUCGGGCGAGGGAUCGGCAGCAAAAUGCAUCCUACUUAAAGACUCUAGUGAACAUCGUCACUUUAAAACACUCAAGAAAGCGUAUAUGGAAGUGAAAUUAGCGCAAGAAAAAUUGAAAAUUAGUUCGUUGGCGAACUCAACUGGUUCGGAGAGCUCGUGCACAUCAGCCAAAGCCUUUCAGGCUAUUAAAUGCAUAAUGACUUUAAAGCGUAAAUUGAAACGUAUACGCGAGGGUCGCGGUUCAGAGAUGGAAAAUGAUACCGAAGAUAUGAAUAAUGAAUAGAACCGAAUAUGCGUUGAAUUGACCGUUAUAUGUAUGCCUAACCCAAGAGACUUUAUUUAGAUAAUAUAGAAAAAAGUAACCUUCUACAUACAUAAAUAUAUAAAUUCAAUUUAAUUUUUAAUCUUCCAUCGAGACUCCAAUGUUAUUGAAUACUUCUGUAUUUACUCCAACUCUCUAUUUUUAUUAUCUAUCUCAUUAUAAUACUAAUAUGACACUUUUCCAAUAUUUUAGAAUUUACAACAUUUUAUUCAAAAUUUUUCUCGGUGUGCGUGGGAAACUUUUUUAAUGUUAAAAAAAAAUUAUCAAAAAGACAUUUUUAGCGUCGAGCGAGUGCUCUCUGUUAGUUUUACCGUUCUUUAUAAAAUUUAAAUACACAUUAUUAUUAUUGUUAUUAACGAAAACGUCGCUGAACCUAAAAAAAUAGUAUAUAUAGACAUACAUAGCUAUAUAUAAUAUGACGAUAUAACUUAUGUAAGCGAAUAAAUUUAUGUUUGACUGUUGCAUGUUGAGAAA